AUGACCGCCGCCGGCAAGCUGCUCCUCACAUUCGGCACAAUUGUGUUUCUGCACGCCGCAUACUCGACAUAUGAGCACCUCUCGUUGAGGAAGUCGCUCGGCCUUGUCGGUGCAGAAGCCAAAUCGAUGCCCAUCGAUAUCACGCUCGAGACACUCGUAUCCUUCGUGGUCAUCCUCACCGGCAUCGCACUCACAGCGUUGCCGCUCAAGAACGUCACCUGGGCCAGUGAGAUGCGCACAAAAUCCAUCGACGAAGUCGACUCGCGCUCCAGCUUUGCCACGCUCACACAUCGAGGUCAGAUCCUCUUCGCCUCGUCCGACUAG
Molecule: messenger RNA, 324 nt
Organism: Kalmanozyma brasiliensis GHG001
Lineage: Eukaryota; Fungi; Basidiomycota; Ustilaginomycetes; Ustilaginales
Product: Magnesium transporter
Exons: 4
Coding region: 1-324 (107 amino acids)
Biological process (GO): protein folding in endoplasmic reticulum
Cellular component (GO): EMC complex
Source: RefSeq, a predicted model, not a curated record